AUGGUCUAUUACUAAAUAAUAGACCUGUUUAUUGUUGGGCCACUGCUGGGCUGGUUUUUCAGUUUUCUUAUUGUUGGUGUUUUUUAACCGAAGUAGCUAAUUUUACAGAUUUAAAAUUUCUUUCUCAUUGUUAUCUACACAAACAAAAGGUUGUAAAUUUUCUCCUUUAAUUAUUUCUAAUCUAUUCUAGUAAAAGUUUAUUAAAUAUGUAAAAUAAAGUUAGAAGCCGGUAGUUAAAAGGUGUUUCUUAGCAAUUCUUGUGAUAUUUAUGAUGGAUGCUGAGUUUACGGGCUGUAGUUUACGGAUUUCUGUACAGUGGUGGGGAAAAAGUGGAUCGGUCACAUGGCGUCUGAUCUAAGCAAUUGUAGUAAGAGCAAAAUCAAUUUCAAGCUUUAUGAGAAAACGUAGUUGAUAUGCAUUCGUGUAUUCAGUGAAAUAACCAUGUUAUACUUAUUUUCUGAAAAUAGGCUAAUAUCUCACUGGCAGUAAGAGGGUAAAUUUCAAUCGAAAUAAAGGAAUUCCCGUGGCGUGUUAAACAAACAUAUUACUUUUGGUCAGCACAAAAAUGUCAAAAUAUAUUUAGCGUUAUUAUUCAAUUUCUGGAGAGUGGGUUGCUUCAGAUUCAAUUAGGGCGGGCACUAUGUUCAGGUUUAUCAUAAACACUUUAAAUGAAUGUUGGUUUUUAUGUAGCAAUAGUAAAAGGAACUUAAUUGUGGCAAUGCGGCAAUAGUCGGUACUUACUGCAGUUAAGAGGUGGUCUUAUGGCGCAUUUAUUUAUAAUUACCAAGACAGUUUGUUGAGUCACGUUUUAGUUCAUAUGCAAUAAAUCUCUAAAAGGUUUGUUAUUUAUUAUAGUGGGUUAGCUAUAAGCCAAAUAUGGCUUUUUUCGGUAUUUACUUAUUAUCUUUAUUGUUUAUUUUAUUGCACACAUGGAAACGCGAAACCGGAAAAGGCGCCGUCCGUCGGUCAAACUACACCAGCAUUCCAGCCAAAACCUACCUGGCACCAGCCAACAACCCCGUCAGCUGCCUUCCACCCAAAUGCCCGAUCAGCUGCCUCCCAACCAACAGCCUGUCCAGCUGCCUCCCAACCAACAGCCUGUCCAGCUGCCUCUCACCCCCAGCCAUCGACUUGGCCAAUGGUCUUCAAACCAACAGUCCGGCCAUCAACCCGACCAGCUGCCUCUCAGUCAACAACUGGGCGACCAGAUGCAGCCUGCAGCAAGCCAGCCAGAUCCGGCUGUUCAAUCGGUUUCACAGGUUACAACAGUUAGCACCAGAGGCACAAGCGAGUCCAGAAUCCGUCCCGCCGGAGUUUUUACUGAUGAUCUGCAACAAGAGGCUAAUAGAUUGCUAGACAAUUCCCUUGCUGCUAAUACAAAAAAGGCAUACAUCGUUGGGUUAGAGAGAUUCUCUGAGUUUAAAAGGCAAUACGGCUUGUCAGAUGCCUGGCCGCCUACAGUUGAACAGGUGGUUCGAUUUGUAGCAUGGCUAUCCCUACAGAAACUAUCCCACAAAACAGCAAAAUCAUACUUAAGCUCUAUAGCUUUUCAUUGCAAGCUGCUUGAUGUUGUUGUCCAUACCAAAAAGUUCAUUGUUUCAAAAAUGGUUGAAGGAAUGCAAAAAGAUAAGAAAACACACGAUAAUAGGCUUCCAAUUACCCUCUCGUUACUGCAAGGGAUAGUAAGCAAACUUAAUAUUGUGUGUUCCAGUGUCUACGAAGCAAAACUGUUCACUGCAGCUUUUAUGCUAGCGUUUUUCGGUUUUCUGAGAGUUGGCGAAAUAGCUGUUCCUAAAAAAGGUGAUAGUAUUUUACAGGCAGCGGUGUUGGCAAUAGAAGAUUUACAAUUUGAUCACAAUGGGGUAAUCAUUUCAAUCCGGCAUUCAAAAACUGAUCAGUUGGGCAAAGGGGUAGCGCUCAAAAUUACUAGGUCAAACAGUGAAUUUUGCCCAGUUGUGUGUCUUAACCAGUAUCUUCAUGUUCGUCCUCAAGGGCCUGGUCCCUUGUUUUUGCACUUUAACAAACAACCAAUUACUCGUUACCAAUUUUCUGCUAUUCUUAAGAAAACGGUUUCUCUUUUGGGUCUAAAUUAUGGGUCUUACAAAUCCCACUCCUUCAGAAUUGGAGCAGCAACUGCAGCUUCCCAACUAGGCUAUUCAGUGGAGAUCAUUAAACAGGCAGGCAGAUGGGCUUCCAAUGCCUACCAAACAUAUGUUCGUCCUGUUCCUGUUGUCAUGCCCAGCCUAAUAAAUAACCCCUAUUAAAAAGGUAUGGUUCAUAUAGUUAGAUUCACGUGACUAACAAAAACCAAGUUGUAUUAAGGAAAACCAUCUGGAUACUGGGUUCAUCAAUAAUCAAGCAAGCCUUCAUAGCAGCAAGAUUACGACCUGAAGGGGCCAACCUCUGCCUUGAACCCAACAUCAUCUGGUGGCAAGGGUACAGUGGGUUAACACUUGCAGAAUCAAAGAAAAAAUUUCUUUCGCUUGCCAAUGUGGGUAAUUCUCCAGACUAUAUUGUGUUACAUUUAGGUGGUAAUGAUCUUGGUCGUCGGUCACUGGUGGACCUUCGAAAAUUGAUUGUCGAGCUAUUCAGGACUAUACUGUCUAUAUUUCCAAGUGUUAAGAUUGUAUGGUCUGCAGUGCUUCCAAGGUCAAAUUGGAGAUAUUCUGAUAAUAAAGUUGCUAUGGAAAGCAAGAAAGCGCCUUAAUAGUCAUGGUUCAUCUAGGGCUUUGGCAUGUGGAGGGCAUUACUUGGCCAACUCUGACUUUGGAAAAUUUGAGGAACAUUUGUUUGAGAAGGACGGAGUCAACUUGUCAACUCUGGGUACAGAUAUUUUUCUUUCUAAUAUGUCUGCAGGGCUUGAAAAACUUAUAAAGCAUAAUACACCAAUCCAUUACUGAAGUUCUAGAUGCACAAAUUUGGGGGUUCUUACAAUUUUAAAUCCCACACAUUAUGUAUGUUGGUGUUGCUAUUGAGUCCAAAAAUAGAUAUUUGCAGUUAGUUUGUAUGCAUAUUUUUCUUACUCAUAUGUAUGAAAAAAGAAAAAAGAAAGUUUUUUGCUGCUAAUUUUUAUGCAAUUUUUUGCUGCUAGUUUUUAUGCAUUUUUUUUUCUGCUGGGUUUUAUGCAUUUUUGCUGCUAGUUUUUAUUCAUAUCUUUGCCUUGUGUUUACAGUUUACUGCUUCCGACUCCAAGCAUGCGUCCAUCCGCCCUGCAGCCAAAGUUCUUUGGCAGUGGCCACCCGUCAUCUCUGGCCCAGCUGGUUUCGAGGUUGGGGCAUUUGGGCCGCUGGGUCAGCGUUGUUGGGUGGCCAUAUGGCAAUCAGUGCCGGAUGGACGCUUUUUACCUGGCACAUUUUUUGGGGAAAAUAUAUAUGAUUUUGUUGGGAGUGCUGAUGGCCGUCACCCGGAGUCAGCACUCAUAUACAAUUUAUUUGUGCAGUUAGUUAUUUGCAGUUAGUUUGGGCUUGCCAUGUUCGCAGGUGGCCCUUGCUGCUUGGAGUCGAGACAUUAUAUGCCAGAACCAUUUUUUAUGUUUUUAUGUUAUAAGGUCCUUUAAUAAAAAGUAAAAAUUUAGUUGAGUUUAUAUUUACUGUGUGAAAAGGGUUAUUCAUCGGAGUUUUCAUAUAGGCUUGCCCAUGUAAUGCUAGGUGGCAGUUUGGGUUUAGUUCUUGGCCUCUACAAUAAUAUGGUCUAUUACUAAAUAAUAGACCUGUUUAUUGUUGGGCCACUGCUGGGCUGGUUUUUCAGUUUUCUUAUUGUUGGUGUUUUUUAACCGAAGUAGCUAAUUUUACAGAUUUAAAAUUUCUUUCUCAUUGUUAUCUACACAAACAAAAGGUUGUAAAUUUUCUCCCCUCCCACCCAACCCAUGUAGUUUGUUUUUACACAGUGUUGUUCUGUCACACUUUACUGCGUCCGUUAUAUAUUUAAAAAUUUGGUCAGGCUUAGGGUAAAUAUAGAUUUAUUUUAAGUUUUAUUUGCCUGUCCACAUUAAUUUUAAUAACAUAAGGGGAAACUGAUUGUUUUCCGUACUAGAUUUGGUUUUAGUAUAUUACAUAUUCUGCUGGUUUGAGUUGCGUUUUUCAGUUUGCCGUGUAGACGCAGAGUACCAAACGUCGGAUACAGGUCGGUCACGACUCCACUUCCGAUGGGGCAGUUCGGACACCUCGGGUUUGUCGACAGUCGCUUGAAGUUAACAGUUCCUUGGCAAUCAGUGCCGGAUGGACGCUUUUUACCUGGCACAUUUUUUGGGGAAAAUAUAUAUGAUUUUGUUGGGAGUGCUGAUGGCCGUCACCCGGAGUCAGCACUCAUAUACAAUUUAUUUGUGCAGUUAGUUAUUUGCAGUUAGUUUGGGCUUGCCAUGUUCGCAGGUGGCCCUUGCUGCUUGGAGUCGAGACAUUAUAUGCCAGAACCAUUUUUUAUGUUUUUAUGUUAUAAGGUCCUUUAAUAAAAAGUAAAAAUUUA
Messenger RNA from Dreissena polymorpha, 4461 nucleotides. RefSeq lists its product as uncharacterized. Gene Ontology annotation, molecular function: DNA binding. Gene Ontology annotation, biological process: DNA integration; DNA recombination. Bases 930 to 2264 code for a protein of 444 amino acids. The record is from RefSeq and is a predicted model, not a curated record. The transcript has 2 exons. NCBI's taxonomy places the organism in Eukaryota, Metazoa, Mollusca, Bivalvia, Myida, Dreissenidae.